Plasmodium relictum is the source of this 1338-nucleotide messenger RNA. RefSeq names its product phenylalanine--tRNA ligase, putative. The record is from RefSeq and is a predicted model, not a curated record. Gene Ontology annotation, biological process: phenylalanyl-tRNA aminoacylation. The coding region runs from base 1 to 1338 and encodes 445 amino acids. The transcript has a single exon. Gene Ontology annotation, cellular component: mitochondrion; cytoplasm. NCBI's taxonomy places the organism in Eukaryota, Apicomplexa, Aconoidasida, Haemosporida, Plasmodiidae. Gene Ontology annotation, molecular function: phenylalanine-tRNA ligase activity; tRNA binding; ATP binding.
AUGUUAUUGCCUAAAAUAAUUUUAUCAAAUGAAGGAAGAACUUUAUAUAAUACUAAAAAUCACCCAAUAAGGACAGUAAAAAAUAUGAUUGAACAUUUUUUUAAAUUUGAAAAUUUCGACAAUUUAGAUUAUAAAAUAACAAUAAAACAAAAUUUUGAUAAAUUGCUUGUGCCCUUAUCACACCCAGCUAGAAAUAUUAAAGAUACAUUUUAUUUGAAUGAAAAUUAUAUAAAAAAUUUUCCCUUCUUUUUUGAAAAUUAUUAUAUAAGAUUAGAUAUUUUAAACAAAUACUAUAAAUAUUAUUUAUCUAAUAAAUUACUAGAUCAUGAUAAAGUAAAAUUGCUUAGAACACAUAUGACUACUCAUCUACCAUAUUUAUUAAAAGAAAAUUAUAAGAAUGUUAUUUACACAGGUACAGUAUAUAGAAAAGAUGAAAUAGAUAAAUACCACUUUCCCAUUUUUCAUCAAACAGAUGGAUUUUUAAUACGCUCUGAAAGUUUUGAAGUAGAAACAGAUUUGAAAAAAAAACUUGAAAAUUUAAUUAAUUAUUUAUUUAAAUAUAAAAAAAUAGAAAUGAAAUGGGAAAAUAAUACAUCCUUUCCAUUUACUGAUCCUUCUUAUGAAUUAUAUAUAAAAAGAGAAAAAGAUAAUAAAUGGAUAGAAAUUUUAGGAUGUGGAAAAAUAAAAAAAGAAGUAAUUUAUAUGAGUUUAUAUGAAAAAGAUAUAAAUAAAAUAAUAGAAAAUGAAAUUUCUUUAUUUGAUAAAAAUUUGUUCACUAAUAUUAAUAAUUAUUCUAGUAAUAUAUUCCAAAUACCAAAUAAAGAAUCCUUUGCUUCUAUUAUUAAUAAAUUAUGUGAUAAACAACUAAAUAAUCAAAUUACACUAAAAAUAAAUGAAUUUCUAAAAAAUUUAAAUUUUCAAGGAUGGGCCUUCGGCAUAGGUUUAGAAAGAUUAUGUAUGUUAUUAUAUGAUAUUCAGGACAUUCGUUUAUUUUGGAGUAAUGACAAAAGGUUUAUAAAUCAAUUUAAAGAAAAUGAAAUUACAAAAUUUUAUCCUUUUAGUAAUUUUCCUCCAAUCGAAAAAGAUAUUUCUUUUUACAUUAAUGAUAAUUUUAAAGAAAGUAUAUUUUUUCAGUUAUGUAGAGAUAUUGCUAAUGAAAAUAUUGAAGAAGUAAAAAAAGUAGACCAUUAUUAUAAUCCCAAAACAAACCAAACAAGUGUAUGCUAUAGGAUAACGUAUCGUUCACAUAACCAAAAUCUAACGCAUAAAUUUGUCAACAAAAUACAAAAUCAAAUUAUACAAAGCCUUAUUAAAGAAUGUUCUGUUUAUGUAAGAUAA